This is a messenger RNA of Acanthamoeba castellanii str. Neff, 996 nucleotides long. RefSeq lists its product as uncharacterized. The transcript is spliced from 4 exons. The record is from RefSeq and is a predicted model, not a curated record. Lineage: Eukaryota; Discosea; Longamoebia; Acanthamoebidae. The coding region runs from base 1 to 996 and encodes 331 amino acids.
AUGGGCAAGGACCGCAAGAAGGACAAAAAGGACAAGAAAUCGAAGAAGGAUAAAAAAGAUCGCAAGCACGACAAGAAGGAGCGCAAGCACAAGAAGGAUAAGCACAAUAAGAAGGAGGAAGAGGAGGAAGAUGAAUGGGUGGUCCCAACUGCCGCCGAUGACCAAUCCGAUGAUUUCCUGCUACGCACUCCCCCGCGAGCGUCGAACGACGAUGCCGCCGCUGCAGCACACGAUGACGACGACCCGUUGGCGGCUCUGCCAGUGCACAAGGCCCCCAGCCAGCGCGACGACGCCGGGCUGAGCUGGAUGCUUCGUCCUCCUCCCCGUGCUGCACCCCGCCCCCCGCCCGAGCGUCCGGCUUCACCACCUCCCGACCCCAAGCCGCGAGAGCUCAACCCCUACUUGGCCGAUGGUGGGUCUGGCGUGCCGACGGAAGAGGAGGGCACACCUGGCGAGCGCGCGCCGAGCGGAGAGCUCGCGAACGCGCACGAGAAGAGGGCACUGAUCCAUCCGCCCCUGCGCCGGUACUACGCCUCUCCUGCGGGGCACAGCGGACAGACUAGCACGUUGUGGACUGACUCGUGCGUAUGCCGCGUUUCCCAGACGGUGCCACCCGAGUCGGUCAGGCGAGACCCGUACGGAAGCCGCGAUGGAGGACGAGGAGGCGCGUCUGGUGAGCGCGGGGGAUGGCGAAAGCGCAACGACGACAACGCCCACGACGAUCGACGGCGAGAAAGCGACAGCCGCCGUGGUGACCGUGAUCGCGAUGAUCGCCGAGGCUCCGCCAACAACCACCACGAUGAUCACGACGACGGAGGUCACGUCUUCCGUACGCGCAAGAGGGAGCUCCCGCCCGCGCGGAGUGAAGACUCGCGCCGUCCCGCGCCCUCUGGUAGCGUACCCUCCGCCAGGUGCAUGUACCCCUUACCCAAGUCUCAUGUGUGUGUCGUAUACGUGUGCGGUCGUGUGUGCGGUGUUGUCGUGUAUUCGCACUGA